Molecule: messenger RNA, 1014 nt
Organism: Puccinia triticina
Lineage: Eukaryota; Fungi; Basidiomycota; Pucciniomycetes; Pucciniales; Pucciniaceae
Exons: 9
Coding region: 1-1014 (337 amino acids)
Biological process (GO): nucleotide-sugar biosynthetic process
Molecular function (GO): GDP-L-fucose synthase activity
Source: RefSeq, a predicted model, not a curated record
AUGACGUCAUCUGCAUCUCCAGCGGUCAUACUGGUCACGGGUGGUAGUGGUUUAGUUGGCUCAGCUCUGAAGCAAGUCAUCGAUACAGAACCCAUAGGGUCGCGGUUUGGACGGAGGACGAAAGACGAGAAAUGGAUUUUCCUGUCCGGCUCGAAAGAUGGCGAUCUAAGAGACCUUCGUCAGGCACUCGCAGUUUUCGAAAAAUACAAGCCGACCCACGUCAUACAUCUGGCGGCUCUCGUCGGCGGUUUAUUCGCCAACAUGAAACAUAAUGCUACCUUUUUACGUGACAAUAUGAAGAUUAACGAUAACGUCUUAUGGGCUGCCAAAGUACACAACUGUCAGAAAGUUAUUUCAUGUUUGUCAACAUGUGUUUUCCCCGAUAAAGUGGCUUAUCCGAUCAAUGAGAAAAUGGUACAUGAGGGACCACCCCACUCGAGCAAUUUCGGAUAUGCGCACGCCAAACGGAUGGUCGAUGUCCAGAACCAUGCUUACCAUUCCGAGUUUGGCUGCAACUUUACCAGCGCGAUCCCUACGAACAUAUUUGGUCCACAUGAUAAUUACGACUUGGAGAACUCUCACGUCAUUCCAGGAUUGGUGCAUAAAUGCUUUUUAGCAAAAAAAAACAAAACCCCUUUUAUUGUGGCCGGGAGUGGAAAGCCGUUGCGACAAUUUGUUUAUUCGUAUGAUUUGGCUAAAUUAUUCGUUUGGCAGCUUUGGGAAUAUAACGAGAUUGCGCCGAUCAUCCUUUCCGUGGGAGAAGAAGACGAAGUUUCAAUCAAACAGGUUGCGGAUGCCAUUGUGAAAGCAGUAGGAUUUGAAGGAGAUUAUUCGUUUGAUAAAACCAAACCAGACGGGCAAUAUAAGAAAACAGCGAGCAAUUCGAAACUGAGACAGUUGCUGCCUGAUUUCAAGUUCACACCUUUUGAAUACGCCCUAGAAGAAUCUGUAAAUUGGUUCGUUAAUAACUACGAAUCAGCUCGAACAGGUGCAAAGAAUCCGCAAAGCGCUUGA